GGUGAUUGAUAAUGCAGAUGCAAGAACAGGUAAAGUGUUGAUUGUUCAAUGGCAGCAAUUCUAGCUUCACUUCCAAACCACAACCUCUUCUCCUCUCUCCCAACCACCUCUCAAACCACCAAACAAUCACCUCCUUCUUUCUCCCCUCCAAUCCCACCUCCCAAAUAUCCUCCCAAAAAAACAUCCCAACUUUCAAAACCAAAACCACAAAUACAAUCCAAGCACCCUGCAUUCACCAAAAUCCCCCACAACAAAACCAAAUACUUCAAACCCAUCUCUCCUUCCCCCACCAAUGCCGAAGCCGAUGCCGAAACCAAUGAUGACGAACGUUCCAUUGUAAUCGGUGAUUCUGGGGUGUCUUACCUUCUUCCAGGAGCUCCAUUUGAGUUCAAAUUCAGCUACUCUGAAACCCCAAAAGCCAAACCUUUAGCAAUUAGGGAACCCCCUUUCUUACCCUUUGCUCCCCCUUCAAUGCCUCGCCCCUGGACUGGUAAACCACCCUUGAAAAGUAAAGCUCAGAAAUUGAUGAAAAAGAAUAUUCCUUUGUUUCAAUCUUUCAAUCCUACUCCUACUCCUGGAAUCAAUGCUGUUAAGACCCUUCAAAUGGGUGUUCCUUUUAAACUUGGGGAGUUUUCUAAAGAUGGUAGAAGUAGAAAGGAGAUUCUUGGGGAACCCUUGUCUAGAGCUGAGAUUAAAGCUCUUGUUAAGCCUCUUAUUUCUGAUAAUCGUCAGGUUAAUCUUGGAAGAGAUGGGUUGACGCACAAUAUGUUGGAGUUGGUACAUUCUCAUUGGAAGAGGCAGAAAGUCUGUAAAGUGAAAUGCAAGGGUGUUCCAACUGUUGACAUGAAUAAUGUGUGCAAAUGUCUUGAGGAGAAAACAGGGGGGAAGAUUAUUCAUCGUGCCGGUGGUGUAGUUUACCUAUUCCGUGGCCGGAAUUACAACUACCGCACUCGCCCGCAAUAUCCCAUAAUGCUUUGGAAGCCAGCUGCCCCAGUUUAUCCGAAACUCAUUCAAGAUGCUCCUGAAGGUUUGACAAAACAGGAAGCGGAUGAGUCAAGGCAAAAAGGAAAAACUCUUCUGGCAAUAUGUAAACUAGCAAAGAACGGAGUCUACGAUAACCUAGUAAAGGAAGUGAGACAAGCUUUUGAAGGAAGUGAACUCGUUAAGAUUGAUUGCCGAGGAUUAGAUCCCAGUGAUUACAAGAAGAUUGGGGCAAAACUAAUGGAAUUGGUUCCCUGUGUGCUGCUUUCUUUUGAUGAGGAACAGAUACUAAUGUGGAGAGGACAUGGCUGGAAGUCCAUGUACCCGGACACUCCAACAGCCUUGUUGACUUUGGAUCCUACUAUAAGUGGUUUUGAUGAUUCAGAUAAAUCAAGAGAACCCAAAACAGUAAGCUCAAGCCCAAGAAUGAUGUCACUGUGGACACGAGCAAUAGAGUCAAACAAGGCUGUUUUACUAGAUGAGACUGAUCUCAGUCCAGAUGCUCUUCUGGAAAGGGUGGAGGAAUUCGAGAGGAUGACACAAGCUACUGAACAUUCGUAUCCUGCGCUGGUGCAUCUGGAUGAGGAUAAAAUGUCAAAUGCAGAAUCAGAAACAGAAGACGAAGUCUUUAAUGAUGACGAAGAAUAUGAUAAUAAUUCCAUCGAUGAAGCAGAAGAAUUCGACGAUUAUGGGGAAGAUCUGUUUGAGAAGGCAGAAUUACCUGGCCCUCUAGGCUCAUUACCAAUUGAUCAUAUUGUAGAGCGACUGCACAAACAAAAGGAAUAACUACUUUGGAUAGAAGGAUUACACCAAAUUAAUAUCUUCAUUUUGAUUGAUAAUUACAAUCUACAGGUGUAGGGAGUUUGUCUUAUCCCAUGUAUGUUAAUCGUCUGUCUUGUAAAAAAAUAAUGUGCAUAUGAAUGACAAAUUUUACUAAUGACAAAUAA
Messenger RNA from Beta vulgaris subsp. vulgaris (sugar beet), 1928 nucleotides. RefSeq names its product CRS2-associated factor 2, chloroplastic. Gene Ontology annotation, biological process: Group II intron splicing. The coding region runs from base 49 to 1767 and encodes 572 amino acids. The transcript is spliced from 6 exons. The record is from RefSeq and is a predicted model, not a curated record. NCBI's taxonomy places the organism in Eukaryota, Viridiplantae, Streptophyta, Magnoliopsida, Caryophyllales, Amaranthaceae. Gene Ontology annotation, molecular function: RNA binding.